AUGCCCCCCCGCCUCGCGCUCGACCCGCCGCUGCUCAACGCCGCCUGCCCAUGGGCCACGGACCUGAGCUACCUGCGGGCACUCUACGCCUCCCCCUCGACCGGCGCGAUAACCACGCGCACUAGUCUGGUCGACGGGUAUCCGCACGACGACGCGGUCAACACGUUUGUCUUCUUCGACCCGGCGCACCCUUCCUCCGUCACCGGCGUCUUCCCUCAGUCCUUCCCUGCUAGUGCCGACUCGAACUCUGCCUCGCUCAACUCGUUCGGUCUGUCCCCGAUCAAGCUGGCAGAGUAUCUCUCCUUCGCGGCGACGCUCGCCGACGAAGCGCUUGCCGCAGGCCGCAAGCCCAAGCCCAUCGUGAUCAGCGUCACUGGCUCCACGCCGCAGGACACGGGCGCGGCCAUCCGCGCGGUCCUCGCCGCCGCGCCGCGCAUCAAGGCGCCCUUGGCUAUCGAGGUCAACCUGUCCUGCCCCAACGUGCCCGGCCACCCACCACCAGCGUACGACGCUACCGGACUCGCAGACUAUCUCGCUGCGUUCCCUUCGAACCCGCCACUACCCGUGGGGCUCAAGACGCCGCCAUACACCCACGCGGACCAGUUCGCCAUGCUCGUGGCCGCCGUCGCGGCGAACCGCGACAAGGUGUCCUUCCUCACGAGCACCAACACGCUCGGCAACUGUCUCGUCCUGCAAGGCGAAGCCCCGGCCCUCCCAGAGCUCGGGUUCGGCGGCAUGGCCGGCCCUGCCAUCCACCCGCUGUCACUAGGCAACGUCGCGACCCUGCGCCGGCUGCUCGACGCGUCCGGCCUGGCAGACGUCGACCUCGUCGGCGUCGGCGGCGUGGCUGAUGCUGCUGGCUACGCGCGCAUGCGGGCCGCUGGCGCGCGGUUUGUCGGCGUCGCUACUGCGCUCGGGAGGCACGGACCGGCGGUGUUUGAUGCGAUCCUCGCGCCGCGCGCGAGGUUGUAG
Messenger RNA from Vanrija pseudolonga, 972 nucleotides. RefSeq names its product Putative dihydroorotate dehydrogenase A (fumarate) (gene pyrD). Gene Ontology annotation, molecular function: dihydroorotate dehydrogenase activity. The transcript has a single exon. Gene Ontology annotation, cellular component: cytoplasm. Gene Ontology annotation, biological process: 'de novo' pyrimidine nucleobase biosynthetic process; pyrimidine nucleotide biosynthetic process. The record is from RefSeq and is a predicted model, not a curated record. NCBI's taxonomy places the organism in Eukaryota, Fungi, Basidiomycota, Tremellomycetes, Trichosporonales, Trichosporonaceae. Bases 1 to 972 code for a protein of 323 amino acids.